CUCAAGAACUUUCAAGUGAUCCAAAGGACCGCCGCCUCCAAAGAGAAGGAGAGUGUGAUCAGAGCCCGGGCUAACUCUGGCCUUAAUUCAAAUAGCGGUUGGGACGACCACUCGUCCAGAGGGCCGUCGAAUCUGAUUGAUUUGCAAAGUCCACAAUCGCAGACACAGAUCCAGAUGGAAGAGGAGUGCGAUAUAGAGCUCCUGCGGGACAGAGAGCAGGCCAUCCGUAAGAUCGAGUCGGAUAUAGUGGAAGUGAAUCAGAUAUUCAAAGACUUGGCGACAAUGGUUCACGAACAGGGAGAGGUGAUCGACAGCAUUGAGGCCAAUGUGGAGACCGCGUCCAUACAGGUGCACGAGGGCACCGCUCAGUUGUCUAAAGCGCGUGACUAUCAGAGUAAAGCGCGUCGAAAGACCUGUUUGUUGAGCAUUAUCUUCGCGUCUGUGGUUAGCGACAGAGCCAAAUUGAGGACUAAACUUAAUCUCUCGGAUGAUCUCUACUUUACUGUACAUCUUGUGAAUAAU
Molecule: messenger RNA, 522 nt
Organism: Medioppia subpectinata
Lineage: Eukaryota; Metazoa; Arthropoda; Arachnida; Sarcoptiformes; Oppiidae
Source: the annotation of a GenBank genome assembly